CUUGCUUUUACGUUCAGCAAUUCAAACUUUUUAUUCUCUCAUUUCUUUCUCAUGCGGCUUAUAGCUUGAGAUAAGCUCUGUUUCUUUCACAAUAUUUCAGAUUUCUGGAAAUUUUCUUUUCUUUUUCAAUAUGGGAGCUAGAUUUUCACGUAUAGCGAAAAGGUUUCUUCCCAAGUCUAAAGUAAGGAUUUUGAUGGUGGGUCUUGAUGGUUCAGGGAAGACUACCAUCCUUUACAAGCUAAAGCUCGGUGAAGUUGUCACAACAGUGCCUACUAUUGGGUUCAACCUCGAGACGGUAGAAUACAAAGGCAUCAAUUUCACUGUAUGGGAUAUAGGAGGACAAGAGAAGAUUCGAAAAUUGUGGAGACACUAUUUUCAGAACUCGCAAGGACUAAUCUUUGUGGUGGAUAGUAGUGACAGUGCAAGGUUAUCAGAAGCUCGUAAUGAGCUGCAUCGAAUAUUAACCAAUAAUGAACUACAGAAUGCAUGUGUACUCGUCUUUGCGAACAAGCAAGAUUCAAGAAAUGCUCUACCGGUGGACCAAGUUGCCAACAACCUUGGUCUGCACGGCCUAACCAAACGCUGUUGGUUUAUACAGGGAACAUCAGCCAUCACUGGGCAAGGCUUAUACGAAGGACUUGAAUGGCUCUCCAAAACUAUACCUAACAAAACUGAACGAUCUAGUUCGCUUGGUAGUUUCCGAAGUGAUUCUUCCGAGAGAAGGCUUGUACGAGGUGUGAAGUAUUAAACUAUUAGUAGACUAUGUUUUCUUCUAAGUUCUAUGUAUUUGUAUGGUUAUCGCCUUUUGUUGUUUUUUCAUGUUUCUCAAUGACUUCUUAAGAACCGUUCACUUCCGAUCGAUCCUAACCGCUCUAGUUCAAUUGAUUUGUGCUUGAUUC
Molecule: messenger RNA, 899 nt
Organism: Brassica oleracea var. oleracea
Lineage: Eukaryota; Viridiplantae; Streptophyta; Magnoliopsida; Brassicales; Brassicaceae
Product: probable ADP-ribosylation factor At2g15310
Exons: 5
Coding region: 131-748 (205 amino acids)
Biological process (GO): intracellular protein transport; vesicle-mediated transport
Cellular component (GO): cytoplasm
Molecular function (GO): GTPase activity; GTP binding
Source: RefSeq, a predicted model, not a curated record